AUGGCUGGAAUACUGCAUCCAAUGCCACAGGAUGAAAAAGCACAGAAGCUAAACACAUUCCUCUGGGUGGAUAUAUCAUGGCAGAUUGAAGGGUUAAGCUGGGAUCCUGUUGAAUGUGGAACAGACAGAAUCUCGCUGCCAAGAGAGGAACUGUGGAUGCCUGAUGUUGUCAUUAAUCAAUUCAUUGAUGAGAACAGAGUCCCAGAGACAUAUUACCUCUACGUGUAUCAUAACGGCAAGAUAUACGAUAGUCUUCCAUUUCAUGUCAUUAGUUCCUGUAACAUGGACAUCUACACGUUUCCAUUUGAUAUUCAGAACUGCACAUUCACCUUUAAUUCAUACCACCACAUGGUGAUGGAUCUUCAGUUGUUCUUUGCUGAACCAGUGGAGACAACAUUUAAGAAAUCCAUGUCUGUGAUGACUACCAAGGGAGAAUGGGAGCUUGUCGACAUGCGUGCUGAAAAACCUUCGGUACCUCCAGACGAAGCGAACAAGUCAUUCGAUGCACUUAUUUACUACAUUGUCCUCAGGCGUCGAGCAAGUCUGUACAUCGUGAACCUCUUGAUUCCCAGUUGCUUCCUUAUAGCUGUGGAUUUGUUCAGUUUUCUUCUGCCGCCUCAGAACACGGAUCGAUCAGCUUUCAAAAUGACGCUCAUCUUGGGUUACACCGUAUUCCUGCUGUUAAUGAAUGACCUGCUGCCUGUCACCGGAAACAGCUUACCUCUCAUUAAUGCCUUCUUCUCUCUCUGCUUGGCGCUGAUGGUGGCAAGUCUUCUAGAGACGAUUUUUAUCACUAAUAUUAUGUGUGGGUCCAGUCGAUACCCACCGUUACCUCAGUGGGUCAAGGUGCUUUUCCUAAACUACAUCGCCAGACUUGUGUGGUUAAGUGACCAAAACUGUGAUCUGGAAGAAAUGAGACCAGUCGCUUUGUUCCUGUUAAAAUCCCAAAGACUGAAGUCGUCCACACGACUCCACCCAACAUUCAAAAACUGA
This is a messenger RNA of Triplophysa dalaica, 993 nucleotides long. Its product is annotated as 5-hydroxytryptamine receptor 3C-like. Bases 1 to 993 code for a protein of 330 amino acids. Gene Ontology annotation, molecular function: transmembrane signaling receptor activity; neurotransmitter receptor activity; extracellular ligand-gated monoatomic ion channel activity. The record is from RefSeq and is a predicted model, not a curated record. Gene Ontology annotation, biological process: nervous system process; monoatomic ion transmembrane transport; signal transduction. The transcript has 8 exons. Gene Ontology annotation, cellular component: synapse; membrane; neuron projection. Lineage: Eukaryota; Metazoa; Chordata; Actinopteri; Cypriniformes; Nemacheilidae.